AUGACGAUAAUAAGCCUAUUUUGCUUUCAUCUAAUUGUAUUCAUCGGCGGACUUCAGUUGGUGAGAAGUCAAGAAACAAGCAACUUUUCUUGUUCAGUACGACCAUCGCAAGCGGAUACAACAGCGAAAUUACAAAAUUUACGCACACAUUUAAUUAGUAAUAAUUUAUUUGCUUAUGUCAUCUUUUCCGAAGAUGAACAUGACAGUGAAUACGUACAGUUGCAUGACGAACGACGAGCUUGGAUCACCGGUUUUCUCGGUUCAGCAGGUACAGCUGUAGUUACACGGAACAAUGCUGCAUUGUGGACUGAUGGUCGAUAUUGGACACAAGCAGAAGAUGAACUCGAUUGUAAGAAUUGGUAUUUGAUGCGUCAAGGACAAUCCGAUGUUCCUUCAUUGAGUAAUUGGUUAGCAAGUCAAGUGAAUGGCACAUCUCCAUAUAAUCGAGUUGGUGUUGCUGCUCAAUUUGCAUCGUCCAGUUGGUGGUCAGGAGUAAAUGCUGCUCUCAAUGUCAAGAAUGCUUCAUUGGUUGAAGUUGCUGAGCUGAUUGAUUUAAUCUGGUCAACAUCUGAAAGACCACCGGCUGCAGCCAAUCCAGUGGCUCAUCACGCGCUCGAAUAUGCAGGUAGUACUUGGCAGACAAAAGUUUCGACUAUUGCUCAACUAGUGCGAGCGAAGAAAGCGAAUGCGUACGUUGUAACAGCACUGGAUGAAGUUGCAUGGUUAUUUUGCUUACGUGGGUCCGAUAUUCCAUAUAAUCCCUUUUUUAAAGCCUAUGCAAUGGUAUAUGCAAAUGAAACGACACACCUUUGGAUGAAUACAAGCCAGUUGGAUGCAUCAGCACAAGCAGAUUUACAGAAAGUGAAUCUCCAUCCUUACGGUUCGUUCUUAUCCGAUUUGUUAAAUACAGCUAGCCAAAGUGAUGUAUCACAAAUUUGGAUUUCAUCAUCCGCUUCCCAAGCUAUCUACAGUAGGAUACCUGCUGAAAAACGUAUCAUUGCUAGUUCACCUGUGGAAGUCACGAAAGCAAUAAAGAAUCCUGUAGAACAAGAAGGCGUGAGAAACUGUGGAGUUAGAGAUAGCGUGGCCCGUGUACGCCAUUUAGUUUGGCUUGAAGGUCAAUUGAAUCAAAAUGUUGCUAUCAAUGAAACACGCGCAGCGGAAGAACUCGAACGAUUUCAAAGUGAAGAGAGUCUAUUUCAAAUGCUUAGUUUCGACACAAUCUCAGCAUUUGGAUCGAAUGGUGCAAUAAUUCAUUACAGUCCAAAAGCGAAAACUGCUAAACAAAUCGACAGAAACGGGCUCUAUUUACUCGACGCCGGUGCUCAAUAUCUCGAUUGUACAACUGAUGUAACCCGCACACACGUGUUCGGAACGCCAACACAGGAACAAAAGAAAGCCUACACACUUGUUUUUCAAGGUUCAACUGACUUAGCCGAUGCUGUCUUUCCGUACGGAACAUAUGGCCGAAGUAUUGAUAUUCUAGCUCGUCAGUCCCUUUACAAAAAUUCCAUGGAUUAUAAUCACGGUACUGGCCAUGGUAUCGGUCAUUAUCUAUCAGUCCAUGAGGGACCUUCAUUUAUUGCCAUGAGUUAUAGUUCAAGUGAUAUUCCACUCACGGAUGGCUUAGUAUUUUCUGAUGAACCUGGAUUUUACCUUCCAGGAGAGUUCGGUAUUCGUCUAGAAACGGACAUCAUGGUGAAAAACUAUACAUUACCGAACAAUUAUGGUGGUUCCACAGUGCAAUUUCUUCACUUUGAAAUGUUAACAUGGGUUCCUUUCGAACGAAAUUUAAUUAUUUGUGAAAUGUUGACGAAAGCACAAAAGGAUUGGGUGAAUUGGUAUCAUACGCAAGUACGAAGCAAACUGGAAGGUACAAAUCGAUUAAAUAGCAAUGAACUAGCUUAUCUUCGAGAUAAAACACAAGAAAUAAAAUGUUAA
Molecule: messenger RNA, 1941 nt
Organism: Adineta ricciae
Lineage: Eukaryota; Metazoa; Rotifera; Eurotatoria; Adinetida; Adinetidae
Source: the annotation of a GenBank genome assembly